CAUUUUUAAAAUCAUGUCUCUUCCCAAAAGAAUCAUCAAGGAAACCGAGCGUUUGUUAGCAGAUCCUGCACCUGGAAUCAGUGCUACACCUCAUGAGGAAAACUUGCGUUACUUUGAUGUAAUUAUUGCUGGACCUGAUCAAUCUCCAUUUGAAGGUGGUGUCUUUCAUUUAGAAUUAUUCUUACCCGAGGAUUACCCCAUGGGACCUCCUAAAGUACGUUUCUUGACAAAGAUUUACCAUCCCAAUAUCGAUAAGUUGGGUCGUAUCUGUCUUGAUAUUCUUAAAGAUAAAUGGUCACCCGCUCUCCAAAUUCGUACCGUGUUGCUUUCUAUACAAGCAUUAUUAUCAGCUCCUAACCCCGAUGAUCCUUUGGCUAACGAUGUUGCUUCUCAUUGGAAGGAGGAUGAAAAGGGUGCUAUUGAACAAGCUCGUCAAUGGACCCAAAUGUACGCUCAUACAUAAAUCUAAUUUAUAUAUAACAAAAAAAAAAAGAGAGUGAGAGAGAUAGGACGACUACAAUAAACAUUUUAUCAAUCCCCUUAUAUACAUGAUAUAGAGAAUUUUCAUUAUUAUUAUUAAAAAAAAAAAAAAAAAAGUCACCGUCCAAUGACCAUUUAACA
Molecule: messenger RNA, 621 nt
Organism: Mucor mucedo
Lineage: Eukaryota; Fungi; Mucoromycota; Mucoromycetes; Mucorales; Mucoraceae
Product: ubiquitin-conjugating enzyme E2 N
Exons: 5
Coding region: 14-463 (149 amino acids)
Source: RefSeq, a predicted model, not a curated record